AUGAUUCGCAGCGCCACAGCGGGGCAGGCCUUGGCAUCCGAUUUCCUGCGCCUGGAAGCCCAGCGCGAUGCCCUGGAGGGCAAGCAAUGGCGCUGCCUGGAGGACAUGGAGAACCGGAAGAUGGUGAACCAGCAGCGGCAGAAAGCCUACGCCGACAUCCUGGACCGGCGUCUCCAGGCGGAGGGAAAGCAGCAAAGCAUCACCAAAGAGCGAAACCUCGUGAUCCGGACGGAGGCCACCCGAUUGUGCAGCAGCCGGUCCUGGGAGGGAGAGGCGACCAGCCAAAUCCGUGCCCGCAAAGAGCGUUUUGCGGUGGAAGUGGAGGAGAUGUGGAAAGACUGGCAGCAGCGUGUUGCCACCAAAAUUCGUGAGGACAUUGACGUGGCGCGCAGAGACGCUGAGCAUUGCAAAGCACGGCAAAAGGAAGCCAUGGAGGCGGCGUUGACGCAAGAGAGGCUAUUGGUUGACCUUCUGGAAGCCGAGUUCUUGGCGCAGAAGGAAAGGGAGAAGCUCUACGAGGAGGUGGAGGAGCAGCAGCAGCGUUUGCGACAGAGGCUGCACGAGGAGCGCCGUGCUCUUGACGAGCGGCUGCAGGCGUUUACCAUGCAGCCGCCUCCGGCAGGUGCAGCUCCUGGUACAAAAGCCACACCGGCGCCCCCGAGUACAGCCAAAGUUUCGGCCAAACCAUCCGAGCCCACGACGCCAACGGCAAGGCAGGCAGCGGCAGAAGCGCCAGUCACCGCAUCAAAGGCGUGCGGUCGGGCAGCUUCGAAAAAUGCCGGAUUCGUGCCCAAAGCAGGCACUCGUCACUUUGAGGUCUACCAGCAGUUGCGGCGCAGCGAGAUGGAAAUGCAGGCCGAUCUGAGACUUCUGGAGGAUCGGAAGGUCCUCCACUGCCUCCACUGUGGAUCCACCCAAGCAGCCCCAGGGCCUCCGUCCGGGCUCUGUGAAACUUGCGGCCACUUUACUGAGCUCAUCCAGCUUCCCCCUCAAGUUGCGCGAGGCCCCGCAGUCCACCUGAAUGCGCCACAGCCCCGAACAUCGGCGGCCAUGGCUCAGGCGCUGCGCUUGCGGCCGGCUCCUCCCGCUCUGGCAUCACGAGGACCCACGACGAUCCCCGACUCCGAUGACUUGGUCACACAGCCUGCGUUGCUCUCGAGUCGCCCCUGCCCAUCACGCAUUUCUCUGGAGAGUCGGCGCGCAGAGGUGCGGCGGCUCCUGAGACAGGACUCCGACGCAAGCCCGUUCAGCCCGCUCUUGGCACCGAGGCUUCCCACUCCGCGCGAGAUGCUGCCAGCCGACGGCCUGCAAACCGACAGUUGGCAAGCUGAUGGUCGGCAAGCCGACGGUCAGCAAGCCGAUUUUCGCAUUGAAGCCGGUGCAGAUCUGCCAGAGGCUUUGCCGCCUCUCUUCACGGAGGAAUCUCGUGAGCCGGAAUUGCCUAAGCCCUUUCCGCAUAUCGUGGUGCAGGAAAUUCCCUCGCCAAGCAUCCGGGCGAGUCCUGACUCGCAGGAGGAAUUCGGGGGCGUCCCCACCAUUGGGCAGGACUUGGGCCCUGAGGCUAGCGGAGAGAUCCUCGGCAGCCUAGGCAUCUUGGAGAUGCCUUUGGGCCCGCUGCUUGCACCUGCGCAGCCCCCUCCGAGGGCUGUGGCUCUGAGCUCCGCUGUGCGAAGCGGGGACAACGACUGGUAUGGGAGCUCGACCAGCGGCACGCCACGGAAGGAGGAGGAGGGGCCAAAGAAUGCUGUCCCGGCUUCCGAAACCUCUGCAGAGGAUCUUUUUCUCAGUGGACAACACACUCCCCGCGAGCUUGAAGAGAAGCCGGCCGCGGAGCAAGAGCAAAGGCCAGCCGCGUCGCAGGUUGCUGAAAACGCCACACCGACCGUUGACGCUGUGCUGGCACCGGGGAGUUCGCUGAGUAGGACGGCAGACCACGAGGAAGCUGAGGACACUGAGGAGUUAGACCUGGACGCCAUGAUCCCCUUCAGCGCGCGUGAAAAAGCACAAAGGCAAACAUCACCCUACCUCCCUGUGGUCGAGCAGCCGCAGGCGCCAAUUGACCAUCGGAAGCCGAAAGAGGCUGCCACAUCCCCGGAGGGCAGCUCCCUGGGCUCCUUGGCUUCUCCAGAAGCUCCCCAGGAGGCCAGCGCUGGGAGCUUCAGCUUCGGUGAUCAAGGCCAACAUGGCCUUGGCAGUCUUGGUGAGGCCAGCCCUUUGGAGGAGAAGUCGGCAAAAGGUGAUGUGACCGGAUCUUCAGUGAGCCAUGUGAGCAAGGCUCCUGUUCCGAUUGCCAGUGCAUCCAACGGACAAGGCGGUGGCACACCAGCUACCAGACCGACGGCAGGCAUCCUUCGCGACCUAGGCCUUGAUGAAUCGUCUGAUGACACGCCGAAGGACAGCAAGGAGGAGGCGCAGCCUGCCUCGGCCUCUUCGGCUUCCCUUGCUUACAAGGCCACGCCCAAGCGCAGCAAUCCGCUCCGUGGAGUUGCAGCAGGACGUGGCAACCUCCUGCAGGGCUCCACCGACUUCCUUGGCGGUGGCAUACCAGGUCUGGGGCGGUCUGGGCCUGGCCGAGAUGGCAGCUCCGGUGGCGCCUUGUCAUCCUUGGCAGCCCUUCGCCCAAAGUCCAAAGCAAGGCCAAAGAUCGGGUCCCUUCCCGGCGGCCCCAUCGACUGGAGCCAAAGAGAGGACUUCAGAUGA
Symbiodinium natans is the source of this 2700-nucleotide messenger RNA. The record is from the annotation of a GenBank genome assembly. NCBI's taxonomy places the organism in Eukaryota, Dinophyceae, Suessiales, Symbiodiniaceae.